GAGGCCCCGGGGCCGCCCGGCAUGCGGCGGGCGCCAUGGGCUUUCUGGAGAACUACCAGGAGAUCGACCCGGUCACCCUGAACCUGUGCAUCCUGAUCGCCAGCUACGUGAUCCUGCUGCUGGUCUUCCUGAUCUCCUGCAUCAUGUACGACUGCCGGGGCAAGGACCCCACCAAGGAGUACGCCCCGGACCCGGCGCCCGCCCAGUCCCCCAUCCGCCUGGUGGUCAUGCAGAGCGCGCCGGCGCCGGCGGGCCGCUGGGACACAGCCAACAUGAUCACCACCUACCACGAGCCGGCGCACGCCGACUUCAGGGAGAAGAAGAGCACCAUGGUCUGA
Molecule: messenger RNA, 338 nt
Organism: Salarias fasciatus (jewelled blenny)
Lineage: Eukaryota; Metazoa; Chordata; Actinopteri; Blenniiformes; Blenniidae
Gene: smim36
Product: small integral membrane protein 36
Exons: 2
Coding region: 36-338 (100 amino acids)
Source: RefSeq, a predicted model, not a curated record